Messenger RNA from Bombus pascuorum, 2025 nucleotides. RefSeq names its product nuclear pore complex protein Nup50 (gene Nup50). The transcript has 5 exons. Lineage: Eukaryota; Metazoa; Arthropoda; Insecta; Hymenoptera; Apidae. Bases 135 to 1727 code for a protein of 530 amino acids. Gene Ontology annotation, biological process: protein import into nucleus. The record is from RefSeq and is a predicted model, not a curated record. Gene Ontology annotation, cellular component: nuclear pore.
CGCAAACUUGAAAAUUGUGUUUAGUUUAGUGUUAAACUCCGUUCGACUUCUUAUGUACGUUAAGUGCGUACUGCAAUACAAGUAUAGUAAACUGAUUUCAAUUAAACUUUUUAUAGAUAUACAUUUAUUUUGAAAUGGCUGGUAAGAGGGCUGCGUCUACGGACCUGAAUCACGACAAUUGGGAUGAUGAAGAAAAAGCCGAAGAAGCAGGAACAUUUAUGAAAGCUUCUGAUGAUGUAUUGGAAAAACGUGUUGUUAAAAAAGCUAAGAGACGUUUACAAAAUUCAGAAGAUGGUACCAGAAGUGUAUUUGGUACGUUUACAGGUUUUAAAACAAAAACCUCAACUAGUGCUUCACCCUUUAGCUUUUUAGCUAAUAAUAAUACUAAUAUUAGUGCUAAUGAUACGGCUUCUAAGACAGUUACGAAUCUAAACAAGUCUUCAAACAAUGAAACUCCAAAAACUAAUGAAAAUGGAACUAAUAAGAGGGAAAAUACAGAAAUACAAACUUCGUCAACUAUGUUCACUAGUAAAAAUAGUACUUCUGAUCAGGAAGAACAAAAUAUAUUUAAAAAAUCCACUGACUAUUUUGCUAAAUUAAAAGGGUUAAAUGAAAGUGUGGCACAAUGGAUUAAAACUCAUGUUGAUGCAAAUCCAUUUUGUAUCUUAACUCCAAUUUUUAAGGAUUAUGAAAGGUAUCUUAAGGAAAUUGAAGCAAAACAUGGAAGUGAGAUUGAAAAAUCAACACAAGUACAGUCUAGUGAUAAUAAAGAAAUUGCAAAUACAGAUAAAAAUAUUGAGAGUUCUCCAUUUGGAAGAACACAUGCAAAGUCAUCAUUAAAAUCUGCCGAAUGGAAACCUGAAAAAUCAAUUUUUGGCAAUAUUAAUCCAGUUUCUAAAUCUAUAUUUAAUAAAUCAGAACAUACUGUAAAUACUGGUAAACCUAUUUUUGGUACAGAUCAGAACUCAAACUCGCCAAAAUCUGUUUUUGAUAGUAUUGAUCAAAAAUCGCCAAAAUCUGUUUUUGAUAGUAUUGAUCAAAAAUAUGGUAGCAAAAGCAUAUUUGGAAAUACAAGUUCUGAAAAAAAUCCAUUUUUGAGUAAGCCACCUACUGCAUCUGAUAAAUCAGAAGAGCAAGAAACAAAAUCAGAUUCAAAACCUACUACUACUAUUGUUACUAAUACCACUAUUACUAGUUCUUUUGCUACAACAAAUACAACUACCUUUUGUUUUGGUCAAAGUUCUGCUACGAGUAAUACAUCAACUGGAUUUAGUUUUGGAAGCACCAAACCAUUUACAUUUGGAGCUCAAGUAGUACAGCCACAAGAACCUGAGGAUGAAGGAAAAGACGAUGAAAACGAAGAACCACCAAAAGCAGAUUUUAAACCGGUAACAGAAGAAGGUGCCAUAUAUGAACAAAGGUGUAAAGUUUUUGUUAAAAAAGAUGGCAAUUUUACUGAUCGAGGUAUAGGAACACUAUUCUUAAAACCAACUCCAAAUGAAAAAACACAAUUAUUAGUACGUGCACAAACAUCUUUGGGAAAUUUAUUGCUCAAUACUUUAUUAACUGAAAGUAUUCCAACAAAACGUAUGAACAAAAAUACAAUAAUGUUAGUUUGUUUACCAAUGCCUGAAUCUACACCACCUCCAGUACCAGUAUUACUGAGAGUAAAAACAGAUGAAGAUGCUGAUGUAUUAUUGGAAACACUCAAUAAACAUAAAAAAUAAGAAAAAAAAUAGCAAUUAUAAAUAAUGACAUAUUAUUGAAAAAGAAAUAUAGUAAAAUCAUGUUAAAUACUAUAAUUGAUGAAUUUUUGAAAAUUAAAAUACACCUUCACGCUACACCUAUUCAUUGUAAUACUUUUACCUGACUUGAUAUAGUCUGUAAUGUAAAAUAGAACUAGUAUAAAUCAUACAUAUUUUUUAUUGUACGAAAGGUACGUUAUGGUAUCAGUAACAUACAUAAUAUAAGUAAUAUAAUAUGUAUAUGAAGCAAAUAAAUAUAAGACUUAGAAUAUUUGAAGUU